Messenger RNA from Colias croceus (clouded yellow), 2775 nucleotides. Its product is annotated as atrial natriuretic peptide-converting enzyme. NCBI's taxonomy places the organism in Eukaryota, Metazoa, Arthropoda, Insecta, Lepidoptera, Pieridae. Gene Ontology annotation, molecular function: protein binding; serine-type endopeptidase activity. Gene Ontology annotation, biological process: proteolysis. The transcript is spliced from 12 exons. The coding region runs from base 41 to 2455 and encodes 804 amino acids. The record is from RefSeq and is a predicted model, not a curated record.
GCCUCAAAUUAUAGGCGCCAGUGUUGUGAAAGGGACGAUAAUGACGUUUUCUGGAAGCAUGAAGGAGAGCAAGCCGCGAACCGUGAAAGACAAUUGGGAGUCAGAGUUGGGCUAUGGGUGGUCGAGAAAUGGACAGCGGCGGUGUCGGUCGCACCGGCCCCCGGAGUCUACCAUGUCAGUGAGCAGUGACAUUCGCUUCACACGCCGCAAGCUAAGCCGGCCAUGCAGGGGCUGCUGUGCUGCGCUCGCCGCAUUGCUGGUCCUAAUCCUGCUGGCUGCAGUCGCCGUCUACCUCGGCCACAUGUUCCUUUUCGGAGACCCAUUGAAUCGGCAGACCUUUAGAGGUUCAUUCAUAGUGUCAUCGUGGGGUCCGCGCGAGGACUUCAGUAUGGAUGUCAAGGACAACAGUACGAGAGAAUCGCAGAUGCAACAAAUGUUGCAUGAUAUAUACAGCGGCUCAGAACUACGAUCAUGCUUCAUGGAUGCUGACAUUCUUGCUUUGGAUAACGCCGAUGAAGGUACCAAAAUCCACUUUGAAGUAUCCUUUGAACCCAUUUUUACUGCAGUCAGUACGUCUGAGGUAAUAGAAGUGAUGGCUCAAGCUUUACUUACGCCAUACUUCACAACUCUCGGAGCUAUACCAGAGACGCUUCAUAUUGAGGAAAGUUCGGUAAUAUCGUCCGAAGCGCUGAAAGAAAGUGAAACUACAACAACCGAGUUGCCAACAACGGAACCCGUGGUAUUUGACAUCGUGGAGGAAGUUAGAGAGUGUUCCCCGCUAGCAGUGUCCUUGUGCAAACAUCUGCCUUACAACAUCACAACUUAUCCAAAUCUAGUCGGCCAUGCAUCCAAAGACGUCCUACUGCGUGAUCUUGUAGCUUUCAGAGAAUUAUUGGACGCGGAAUGUUCACGCCUUGCUCAAGAUUUCGUAUGCCAAAUGCUCCAACCCCGAUGUGAAGAAGGACGCAUGAUAUACCCGUGUCGGGCGUAUUGCCGCGCUUUCCACGCUGGUUGCGGUGACCGCUUGCCUGAACGACUGCGUCCACACUUUGACUGCGCACGGUUUCCCGAUUAUUUUGGGCCGGGGUCAUGUGCUCCAGAACCAGAUUGUCACGGCAGUUUGCAACGGUUGGCGUUAUCGCGGCGCGCGUGCGACGGGGUCCCGGACUGCGCGGACGCGUCGGACGAGCGCAGCUGUUCGCACUGCGCGGCGGGCGCGGGGGGCGCGGGGGGCGCGAGCAGCCUGCGGUGCGCGCUGCAGCCGCGCUGCCUGCCGCCGCACCUGCGCUGCGACGGGACGCCCGACUGCGCUGAUGGGAGCGAUGAAGUUGGCUGUUUAUGGGUGUCUCGUUCGCUUGCUUCGUGGAAGAGGGAGAAUAGUGAAACAACGUUGGGUUCUAUACGGAGUCGAGGCGGUUACGCAGUGUGGGCGGAAAGAGGACAUUUUGGCAAAAUUUGUGCAGCGCCUUAUGAAAACGACAAACGCGCUUUGAUGAGUGUCGCUGCUUCUUUGUGUACGUCUCUAACGUUUAAAACUGCUGUAACCGCUGAGGCUGUACCAGAUGGUGAAGAAGACAUUGAAGAAGAGGAUAUGCUAGAUAGAAAAGUAGCAAGACCAUCACCAGAGUAUGUGGAAAUAGUUGACCCUACUGCUGCGGAAAUAUCGUUUGUAAGAACUGAAUGUCCUGAGAAGAGAGUGAUCAAAGUUAUCUGUGACCAAUUAGAAUGCGGUAUGCCAUCAGCGCGUGGAGCUAAAGCGGAGAGCGGUGUGUCAGGCUUGACUCGCUCCGCGCAGCCCGGUGAUUGGCCGUGGCACGCCGCACUGCUGCGCUCGCACGUGCACGCGUGCGACGCUGUACUCGUCCACGCUUCCUGGCUCGUGACCACCGCUUCGUGUUUCCAGGGUCAACCAAAAGCUGAAUGGACCGCCAGAUUAGGAACAGUCCGUAUUCAAAGCACAACGCCAUGGCAGCAAGAGCGGCGUAUUGUUGGCAUGAUACGUUCGCCAGUUGAAGGCAGCAUGCUGGCACUAGUGCGAUUAGAGGAACCGGUCGAAAUGACAGAUUUUGUGCGCCCUGCAUGCCUUCCUGAAAAUGGUUUCAAAGCGAACAAUCAAAGCACCUGCAAUACCCUUGGUUGGACCAGAAAUAGAGAUCAAUUACAAAGAGUCCAUGUGGUUACUACUUCCAUGAAUACAUGUGAAAAUGUCAGUAUAGCUACUGGCAAUGGAAUAUGUGCAGAGCCCCUCUACGAUCAAGAUGACUGUGAUGAGGAAGAAUAUGCUGGAAGUUCAAUGAUAUGUUUCGAUGAUAGUUCUAAACGUUGGUCAUUAAUAGGAGUAAGUGCAUGGCGAAUUGCCUGCUCGAAAAUUGGUUUAGGAAGACCUCGCAUCUACGAUUCUGUAACAUCACAUGUAGAUUGGAUUCGAAAAACGAUUUCUAAUUCUUCUAGGUGACCCAUAUUCUAAAGCCAUAUUGUGGUUAAGACUGGUGGAAUUAAAAAUGUCCAAUUAGGAUAUAGAUUUAUGACUAACCAAAACUAUUUGCGUUGUCUUUACAUGAUUGUAAUUUUGCGAUAAAAAUACAACCAACUUUUAACAUAAAUCUUAUGUAAUACUCUUCUUUUAGAUAUAAGAAUUCUUAGAAUUACUUUGUUUUAUAUAUUAUAAUAAGUUGUAAUAUAAAUUGAUAGUUAUAGUAUGUAUAGUACAUUAAAUCAAGAUGUAAAUAAUUAUUUAAUUAUACCAAAACAAAAAUAAAUUGGUCUGUUGUGUUA